Messenger RNA from Olea europaea var. sylvestris, 462 nucleotides. Its product is annotated as protein TsetseEP-like. The transcript has a single exon. The coding region runs from base 1 to 462 and encodes 153 amino acids. The record is from RefSeq and is a predicted model, not a curated record. Lineage: Eukaryota; Viridiplantae; Streptophyta; Magnoliopsida; Lamiales; Oleaceae.
AUGUAUGGCAGCUGUAGAUGUGGACUGGAGAUCACGCAUAUCGAGGCUAUGAAUAACCUUAUACAUUCACUUCCACCUCAGUGGAGAAACAUGGGAGUCAUUGUUAGGGAUGAGAUGCUAGAGGGUAACCAUCCAGAGCACCCAAAUACGAUUGAAUUUGGUAUAUAUUGUCAGACCUUUCUAGACAGAUGGAGUGAGAGUUUAGAACUCCAAUCGGAGAUCGUAAUUGAGCCCAAUAAUGAGGUUGAGCCUGAGCUCAAGCCCGAACCUCAGUUUGAAUCAGACCCCGAAGAAGAUCCCGGAUGGGAGCAUGAGGAUGACUUUGGGUUGGACUUAGAGAAUGAUCAUGAGCAAGAACCUGAGCCACAAGUUGAGAUGGACCUAGAGUCAGGGCCUGAGACAGAAGACUCCUCCGAAGAUGAGGCUCCACCGAAAAAGACUCGCAAAAUUCAUAGGGAUUAG